AGAGAAACCAUAGACAAAGCCAUUUUGGGAUUAUAAGAAUGAAGAUGAAUGAUUGGUGAGUGAAAGUCAAGAGUGGAGAAACAGCAACAGCAUCAUCUUAUUUUAUUCCUUCAAGUACGAGAAACAAACAUCAUCAUCAAAUCAAUCAAACGAAAAAUGAAUUUGGAUUCAGUGAAGAAGUUUUUGGAGAAAAAAGGAGAAACAGCAUCAAUGGUAGAUGGAUUACCCCCAAAAUUCUUGGAACCCUUAACUCUCAGCUCCCUUCACGUCGAUCUCAUCGAACCUGGCCGCGUCGUCUGCUCCAUGAAGAUUCCUCCUCGUUUACUUAAUGGUGGCAAUUCGUUACACGGUGGCGCCACCGCUACGCUGGUUGAUGUGGUGGGCUCCGCCGCGAUUCCAACCGUUGGAUAUUCCUCUGCCAGCACGGGGGUUUCUGUUGAGAUCAAUGUUUCCUAUUUGGAUGCUGCUUAUGUCGAUGAGGAGAUUGAGAUUGAGGCCAGGGCGCUGCGUGUAGGGAAGGCUGUUGCUGUUGUUAGCGUGGAGUUUAGGAAGAAAGAGACUGGCAAAGUUUUUGCCCAGGGGCGUCAUACCAAAUAUCUUGUCCUCCCCAGUAAAAUCUGAAAGCCUGCUACUGAAGUCAAUGUUUCAAUGCUGGCUCACCAUAGUACACUAUCUGCCAUAGAUGUCACACGUCUGAUUAAUUGUAUGUUUGGAUUGACUUAUUUUUAUCAGAAUCAAUUAUGACACUCAUAAGCUACCCCAUAAUUGAUUUUGACUAUAGAAUCAAUAUAGAAUUUUCAAAUAUGCGCUACGUUUCGUGAUGUCAUAGAGUUGCUGCAUGUGGGACUUCACCUUGAUUUUUCUGUAAGUUCAUAUUGAUGUGCAAGGGCAGCUCCUCAUUGUUAAAUGGAGAAGCUGCUAUAUACACUAUUUUCUCCACUCUUGCUUUGAAGGUUAUAUAGCAUAAAUUCUUAACCCA
Molecule: messenger RNA, 979 nt
Organism: Lotus japonicus
Lineage: Eukaryota; Viridiplantae; Streptophyta; Magnoliopsida; Fabales; Fabaceae
Exons: 3
Coding region: 157-621 (154 amino acids)
Molecular function (GO): fatty acyl-CoA hydrolase activity
Source: RefSeq, a predicted model, not a curated record